Messenger RNA from Ziziphus jujuba (common jujube), 6563 nucleotides. RefSeq names its product TMV resistance protein N-like. The record is from RefSeq and is a predicted model, not a curated record. Gene Ontology annotation, molecular function: ADP binding. The coding region runs from base 54 to 4283 and encodes 1409 amino acids. Gene Ontology annotation, biological process: defense response; signal transduction. The transcript is spliced from 7 exons. Lineage: Eukaryota; Viridiplantae; Streptophyta; Magnoliopsida; Rosales; Rhamnaceae.
GAGAGUUUUUCUAUGAUCAGAAUAAGUUAUCCAAUUCCCAAUCCAAAGAUUCCAUGGCGACGAAAACAGUUUCAAGUUCUUCAUCUUCAUCAAGGAAGUAUGAUGUAUUUUUGAGUUUCAGAGGUGAUGACACACGUUUGAGUUUCACAGACCAUCUAUACAAGUCUUUGAGUGAUAAAGGAAUUUAUACCUUUAGGGACGAUAAGAAACUUCAAAAAGGGACGGAAGUGGCACCGGAACUUUUGAAAGCAAUUGAAGGAUCAAGAUUUGCAAUUGUCAUUCUUUCCAAAGACUAUGCUUCUUCCACUUGGUGUUUGGUUGAACUUGCAAAGAUUGUUGAAUGUAAGAAAGAACUGGGUCUGAUUGUUCUUCCAGUUUUCUAUCAUGUAGAACCAAAGGAUGUAAAAGAACAAACAGGGGAGUUUGGAGAGGCGUUUGCUAAGCAUUAUAAAACAGAUUCGGAGGAUGAUAUGAGGAAGGUGAAGGAGUGGAGGGAGGCUUUGACUGAAGUAGCCAGCAGUAUAGAAGGAUGGCAUAUCAAAGAAAGGCAUGAGACAGAAGUUAUUGAGGAAAUUGUUAAAGUGGUUGAAAAAGAAUUGAAUCUGACAUUUUCAACUAGUAAUAAUGGCCUUGUUGGAAUGGCUUCUCGCAUAAUGAAAAUGCAUUCCCUAUUGAAUAAUAACCAACUAGAGGUUGUUCUCACGGUAGGGAUAUGGGGUAUGGCAGGGAUUGGCAAAACCACCAUUGCUGAGCAAGUUAAAACAGAGAUUUCCCACAAAUUUGAUGCCAGUGCUUUCAUACCAAAUGUAAGAGAGGAAUUUGAAAAAAAUGGCAUUAUUUAUUUGCAAAAUCUUCUCUACAAAUGCUUGUUAAACCUUGACGGAAACAUACAACAUGUUCAAAUGGGAAGAAAUGCGUUGAGGAACAGAUUAUGCUCCAAAAAGGUGCUUAUCAUUUUGGAUGAUGUUGAUGAAUUGGAACAAAUAGAAGAUUUAGUUGGAAAUGCUGAAGAACAACAUCGUUGGUUGGGUCCAGGGAGUAGAGUCAUUGUGACAACUAAAGAUAAGGACUUGUUGAAAACAUAUGGAGAGAAUAACAUAUAUAAGGUUGGUACUCUAACUCAUGAUGAAGCUCUUCAGCUCUUUUCAAGGAGAGCCUUCAAGAGAAAAUACCCUUUUGAUGAUUUCAUAAAGUUGUCUUACGACUUUGUUGAAUAUGCUAAUCAUCAUCCUUUAGCUCUUAAAGUCUUGGGUUCUUUAUUGUUUGGAAAAAAUGUGGAUCAGUGGUCGGACACGUUAGUUAAACUAAAGAGAAAUCCUGAUAGGAAAGUUACUCGUGUGCUUCAAGUAAGCUAUGAUGGAUUGGAUGAUGAUCAGAAGAAAAUAUUUUUGGACAUAGCAUGUUUCUUCAAAGGAGAGGAGGAAUAUCGUGUGGAAAAAAUAUUAGAAGGUUGCGGACUUUGUCCAAGGACUGAUAUAAGAUUGCUUGUUGAUAAAUCUCUUAUAAAUAUUAUAGGAAAUCGGUUAUGGAUGCAUGAUUUAUUACAACAAUUUGGCCAAUACAUUGUGCAUCGAGAAUUCCCCGAGGAGCCUGGUAAAUACAGCAGGAUAUGGCAUCAUGAGGAUGCCUACAAUGUACUUGUGAAUAAUACGGGAACAGAAGCUGUCCAAGGCAUAUUCCUUUGUUUGCCUAAGAAGGAAAAGCUAAACUUGAGGGUUGACCCAAUUUUACAAAUGAAAAUGCUAAGAUUGUUGAAGUUUCGAAACGUGGAUUUUCCUGAAUGUGUUGGGUGUCUUUCUAAUGAGUUACGACUUCUGGAAUGGCAUGGAUAUCCUCAAAAAUCUAUUCCAUCAAGCUUUUGUCCACGUAAACUUGUUGAACUCAACAUGUCUAGCAGCCACAUUGAGCGACUAUGGAAGGAAACUACACAUGAGUUGGACAUGUUAAUAUCAAUCAAUCUUAGUCACUGCGUGUACUUGAACGAAAUCCCGGACCUCAAUAGGGUCCCCAAUCUUGAAAGGCUGAUUCUUGAAGGUUGCAAAGUACUAUCAAAAGUUCAUUCAUCAAUUGGAGAGCUCAAGAAACUUGUUUUACUAAACUUGAAAGGCUGUGAAUCUCUCAAGAGCAUUUGCCAAGGCAUAAACUUAGGAUCUCUUGAAACUUUUAUUCUAUCGGGAUGCACAAAACUUACCAAGUUUCCAGAAAUUUUGGGAAAUAUGGACCGCUUGUCUGAACUUUAUUUAGAUGGAACUGCUAUAAAAGAGCUUCCAACAUCAAUUGAGCGCUUAAGUGGCCUCACUUUGUUGAAUCUAAGAGAUUGCAAGAAUCUUUUGAAACUUCCAGAUGAACUUUGCAGCUUGACAUCUCUGCAAGCUUUGGAUAUAUCAGAAUGUUCACAUGUUGAGCAACUUCCAGAAAAUAUAGGGAGGUUGGAACAAUUAGAAAAACUUGAUGCAAGUAGAACUGCAAUAAGAGAACCUUCACCCUCCAUUAGACUUCUGAAAAACCUUAAAGUCCUACGUUUUUCUGGAUGUAGUGGUGUGGCACAUAUACCACGGUGGUCUGUCUUCGGUUGCUGUUUGUUGCCAAUGGAAGAAUCCAUCCAGUUCCAGUUACCUCAUUCAUUGUAUGCGCAUUUGACCUCUUUGACAUCAUUAAGCCUAAGAAAAUGCAAUCUACCAAAGGAAGGGAUCGCUGAAGAAAUACAUUGUUUGUCCUCACUCGGCCUUUUAGAUUUAAGCGAAAAUGAUUUUGUGAGCUUACCUGAUACCAUCUCUCAACUUUUUAAUCUUGGGUUUCUUUUUUUGGAGGAUUGUAAAAGGCUUGAAUGGUUGCCAAAACUUCCAUUGAGUUUAAAACAUGCAUAUGUGCAUGGAUGUCCUCUCCUGAAAAAUUCAAAAGAUGAAAUAUGGACUUCUGAUGCGGGAUUCACUUUCAUACAUUAUCAGAACUCAAACCAGUUUGGGGAUUCAGUUAUAUCCAAUCAAGAACUGUUUGAAAUGCUCUACUCCAAAACUCUCGAGGAGAUUAUUUACAGUGGAGAAAUUGAAAAAAUUGGGUUUGACUGUAGAAGAAUUCCUGAGUGGUGGAGUCAAUACGAUAGUGGGUAUUUAACAGGAAUCCGACUACCCUUGAAGGAUACUGGUAAAACAUGGAUGGGAUUUGCCUCAUUUGCUGUAUUUCAAAUUCGGCAUGGUGAAAUGUUGGAUGAAGAUGGGCGGUCAGUUGCUUGUUUUCAUUUCGACACCAAUGAAAGGCAUCUUGGACUUGAGCAUUUUGUCAUGGAUAAUAGCCAGAUUUUAAGGGCUGGAAUAUAUGGAGUCUGGAUCUAUGUUCCACGAACAAAGUUUGAAGAGCAGUUGAACAACGCAUGUUAUGUUACAGUUUCAGUUUCAGCACAUGAAUCGCAUUUAGAGACAUAUAUGUGCGGGAUGCAUAUAGUAUUUAACAAAGAUAUGCCAGACUUCAGUAGAAACAUAGCUCAGAUAUUAAGUAAUGAAAGUACAUUCCUCACAUAUAUAAAUAUAAGAAAACCAAUAAAGGCAGCAAAAUUUGAGACACCUAGGGGUGCCAUAGAAAUUCAAUCCUUCCCACAUAAUCAAGUCAAACAAGAAGACUGCAGAAGAGAAACUGAGUCUGAUUUAUCCAAAAAGACAAGAAGAGAUCUACAAUGGCUGGUACCAAUACUUGUUCAGCGAUGCUAUGCACAUAACUAUUGUUUCGCCUUUCAUUUUUCUCUGAAAGCAUUUCCGACAUGGUUCUUCCAUCACAGUGCGUCUCCCUUCGUAGUUUGUGACCUUCCUAUGAACUUAUUUGGUGAUAAGCCAUGGGUAGGAUUUUGUCUAUAUGUUCUACUCGCUUGGCCUGACAAUUAUGUGAAUUCACAAACCCCACUGCACCUUAAAUUCGAAUUUCUCGUCUAUGGAGAUAAUGGCGAUGUGUUUAGUAUUAAGUAUAAGAUCGCCAUUAAACAUAAACUUUUACUAUUGAACAUGCCCCGAGUUUAUAUGGAAGCAGUGUUGAAUCAAUGUCCAGGAGUAAGGGCUUUGUUUAGAACGAGUAACCCAGAUGUAGAGGUUGAAAUGUGCGGGAUCAGACCAGUAAAUGAGCAAGAUGUGGGAAAUAUAAUUCAACUGAUAACUGGCAUCACGCUAAGUAGCGGUCAUUUUUGCUAUGAAGAAUUUGGUCAGCUUUUUGAAGAAUCCCCUAGUGCAGUUGAAUUUGUUGAGCCCGAAGUAGAGAUACCUAUCGAUUUUGAUUAUUAUGAAAGGCAAGUUUCAUAAAAAUAUUUUUAUUAUGAUAUCCAUUCAUAAAUUCAUGAAUUAAUUCUUUAAGUUUGACAUAAUUUAUAAAUGUGGAAUGUCAUAGGGCAUCCUUGAAAGAGAUUUUAUCAGGUACUAAAUACAACUGUCAAGAAUUCGAUGAGCUUGUGGAAGAUUCCUCGAGUGCAGCUAAAUUUAGUGAGGCACCCAAAGUAGAGAUACAAAGGCAAGUUUACCUACAAAUAUUUUAAUUAAGAUAUACAUUCAUAAAUUGAUAACUUAAUUCUCUAAGCUUGACAUAAUUUCUUAAUGUGGACUGUAAUAGGGAAUCCUUGAAAGAGAUUUUGGCAAGUACAAAACGCAUCCAUCAUUUCCCUUUUACAUCGAGGGAAAAACUGGGAUGGCCUCAUUUAGAAUCUUCCAAUCAAGUAAUUCCAAUAUGCACUCCAAAAGAAUCAAAUCCUAUCUGCAUCAACUUACAGAUAGUGGCAGAGAAUGCACUUAAAGUAAAGGAUCCAAUAAAGUGGCAAAGAAGAAUUGUGGAAUUACUUAAACAACUCAUCAAGUUUGACGUGGUCAUUGCUCUCAUUGUCCAGGGACAUAUCAUAUCUGUUUUGAAGCCUUUUAAUCCUUUCUCAAGCUACAACUUAUGUUUCCCACAGAAGGAGAUUCUGGAUUGGUUUGAAGGUUAUCAGGUUAAAGAGCGAAGCAUGAAAAUUAAAGUACCUCCAAAUCUGAAUGGUGAUAAGAAUUGGAGGGGGAUAGCAGUAUGUGCUUCUUUUUCAAUACAUGAACACCCAACUGCCAUCAUUGACCACAACAGUUUAGAACUCUCUUUCCAAUUAAAAUGCAAUUUGGAGACAGAAGAACAGCGUUUUGAUCUGGCCAAGUUUCUGACCAAUAAGUCCAAAUUCACUUGGUUAUGUAUGCGCAGAUUCAUUUGGUUAACGUACAUACCAAGUAAUGUGUUUGCAGGGCACUUGGAUGAGAAAAACUACUUAAAGAUUGUCAUCUUUAAUGAUUGCCCUGAUGUGGUUGCAAGGAGUCUAGGCGCUCGUUUUUUAUACCAGCAAGAUGUGGAACAGCUUGAACAAUCAAUAGCCAAAUGCACAACCUCAUUCUUUGACAACUUGGAUCCUAUUCGUCAAAUUAUGGCUCAUCUUGAAUGCUUAGUUAUUGAUGACAAAAAUCGCCCUGAAGGAUUUUUCCACUUUAACCAUGGUUGUUUGCACCAUUUGGCUGAGAUAGCUACAUAUCGUGGCUUUAAAAAUGAAAGCCCAUCUCUUGCAGCUAUGACAGAAUCAAUUUACCCAAUAAAAAGUGAACUGGAAUUUGAUCGAGGCAUGAUAUAUGAUUCUUGUUUCCCUCCUAUCGAAAUUCUAGACUGGGUCGGACAUCACAGUAGUGGCUCUUCAGUGAGAAUUCAGCUACCAUCGAAUGUACAUAGUGAUGAUAACUUUCUCGGACUGGUUUUGUGUGCAUAUUUUUCAGGCCUCCAACAUCAAGAAAUUCCUCACAAUCUUACUUGCCAAAUGAAAACUGAGAAGGUUGGUCUAGAAUCUCAGCAUGAAUAUCAAAUAACCAAUCAGCAAUUGAAGAAGUUAAGUGGCGGAGAAUUCAUAUGGGUGUCCUACAUACCACGUCUAUGGUUUUCGGAUCAGUUGAAUUGCUGCAGUGUCAUUGUGGUUUCGUUUGAAAGUAAUAUACAGGAGCUCUCUGCUUACAAGUGUGGUGUUCGUCUUCUAUACCAGCAUGAUGAGGAAGAGUUUAAGCAGACGAUAAACCACUGCAUGUUCUUAUUUUCCGACAGCAUAUCAGAAUCAAACAGCUUUACUCGAGAAGCCUCAACAAGAGAAACUAAGAGAAUGGCCAAACAACGAGAAGCAGAAUAUAAAGGUAAAGGAGUUCAGCAAUAACGUCUCUGCCUCUCCCCUUUAUCACAAUCAGGCAGCUGAUCAUUACAUAUUCAGAGUCCUGUGAUCUCCAGCUCCUCUCUCACAGUGUCGUACAUUCACUAUAGUAUGUGAUUCUCUAUUUGCAUUUGAUUAUAUAAUCAAAAGUUUGUGCUGUGCUGCUUAAUUGUUUGACUGCAAGGUGCUUAAUUAGGAAAGAGAUUAAGCUUGUCAAGUUUCUCUACAGCUCCUUAAUUAGUCUGUUCAUUAUUUAUUUCUCAGCGUUGAUUAGAUGUGAAAAGCUGAAACUUUUGAGUCAUCCUUGCAUCAUGUAAUUUCAACUUGAGAUGGCUUUGGCAUUUAUCUUGUAGUUUUAGACUUACUGGUUUUGCUCCAGUUGCGUUUUACU